GGCCCGGCACGGCCCGACAGAGCAGCGCCAUGCCGCCCCGCCGCCUCCUCCUCGUCCUCCUCCCGUUUCUCACCGUCCUCUGCCCGCUGGUCCCGGGCCGCGGGGAGCAGCGCGCUGCCCCGGGGAAGAUCGCCGUGAUCGGCGGCGGCAUCGGGGGGACGGCGGCCGCUUAUUUCCUGCGGCAGAAGUUCGGGAGGAGCGUGCGGAUCGAGGUGCUGGAGCGGGGGGAGGUGGGCGGCCGUUUGGCCACGGUGGAGGUGGAAGGGGAGAGCUACGAGGCGGGGGGGUCCGUGCUGCACCCCCUCAACCUGCACAUGAAGCACUUCGCCAAGGAGUUGGGCCUCCCUGCUCUCCCUGUCCCCAGCAACCUCAUGGGCAUCUAUAACGGAGAGGAGUUUGUCUUCGAGGAGAGCAGCUGGUACAUCAUCAACGUCCUCAAGCUGCUCUGGCACUACGGGUUCAGCCCCCUGCGGAUGAACAUGUGGGUGGAGGACAUCUUGGACAAGUUCAUGCGGAUCUAUCGCUACCAGACGCACGACUACACCUUCAGCACUUACGAGCGGCUCUUCCACGCCCUUGGAGGGAAUGACUUCAUUCAGAUGUUUAACCAGACCAUCGAUGAAGCCAUGCAGAAAGCCAGCUUUUCCCAGAAGUUCAUAAAUGAGAUGGUUUGUCCGGCCAUGAGGGUCGAUUACGGGCAAGGUGUCAACAUCAAUGGCUUUGUAGGUGCCGUGUCUCUGGCAGGGGCAGGAUCAGGCCUUUGGUCAGUGAAAGGGGGAAACAAACUUGUCUGCACUGGUCUUAUUUACGCCUCGAAAGCAGAUGUUAUCGCUGGUACAGUCGUGUCUAUAGAGCCCAAAACCAGAAAGAGAUCCACAGGGGACCCAGUUAACCUCUACCACGUCACCUACGACACGCCGUCAGGACAGACAGGGGACAUCUAUGACAUUGUUGUCAUUGCUGCUCCGCUGAACCGCAAAAUAGCCAACAUCACCUUCAAGAACUUCAGCCCUCCGGUCCCAGAGUUCUCCAAUCCUUACCAACAGACCGUGGCUACGUUUGUGCAUGGCCGCUUAAACGCCUCCUUCUUUGGCUACCGGGACCCAUCCGCCUUUCAUCUGGGUGCCAUUUUCACUACAGAGAAUCCCAAACUGUUCAUCAACAGCGUGGGGAUCGUGUCUCCUGUGGAAAACAGAGGCAGCGAAGAAAAGCCCCCCUUGCAGUCAGCAGUCUGGAAGAUAUUCUCAAGGGAAGUGCUCACGAAAGAGCAGCUGAACUUGCUUUUCUCCUCCUAUGACUCUGUCAAGGUGAAGAAGUGGCUGGCAUACCCCCACUACAGCCCCCCGAAUGAAUUCCCACCUAUCAUCCUCCAUGACAACAUCUACUACCUGAAUGGCAUCGAGUGGGCUGCGAGUGCCAUGGAGAUGAGCUCCAUUGCAGCCAAAAACGCCGCGCUGCUCGCCUACCACCGCUGGUACGGCAACACAGACAAAAUCGACCAGGAAGACUUGUAUGAGAAACUGAAAACAGAGCUUUGAGCUGUGCACCACUACGGCCCCCACAGAUACAGAUCACGUACUGAAGCUGCGUAGUUGCAACUAAAAGGAACGAAGGAGGAGCUUGGAUGCUGUGAUUUUUAUUCUAACUUCUCACUUAGCCUUGAAGGAGGAGGAAACAUCCAGUCAGCUCCAGGCACAACUUGACUUGGACUGCUGUCGAAAGUGGGGGGCACUUCCCCAAGUGAGCUGGUCCUCCCUCAAGCAAAGCCUUCAAUCUGUCCCCCUGUAAGAUAACCAAGAUGUUUUAAAUGCCACGUUGACCCUAAAGUGUCCUUCAGGUCCUGCCAAGCCCAGGAUCUGCAUCACUGUGAUUAACUGAGCACUGUUCCCCUUAGACCUGUGCAUGUCGCUUUCCCUCUCUGUACGUCUCUUUGUUGGGGGGGGGAUAUAAGUCAGCUUUUUAGCAUUAAAUCUCUCUGCCUCCACUUUUCUAAAGAGUGCAUCAAGGAACCAGCCCUUGGGGUGGGACCAGGGGAAAUGGUGAAUACAGUCUUUGCUAUCAUCCAAGUUCUGCAGGUGGGGGAGUGAGGAGAGAGGGCAAACAGAAGCAGACCUGUGCGUGAGUUGCUGAAAUGGGUGGAAAACAGGCAAAAGACACACCGUGUACUUCUCUUCAUCAAGGUUUGGAAGUGUCAGCUGCUUGGAUGACCUAAAAAUGACAGCAGGGCAGCAGUAGGUUGUAGCAGAGAAACUCUUCUGUCCCUUGACUGGAUCUAAUAUUGCUGCUGAACCUCACCCAUGUCUAACUACACAGUAAAUACGAUGUUGCCAUUACAAAUAAAAGGAAUGCACAGGUUUGAAAGGAA
This is a messenger RNA of Gallus gallus (chicken), 2365 nucleotides long. RefSeq names its product prenylcysteine oxidase 1 (gene PCYOX1). NCBI's taxonomy places the organism in Eukaryota, Metazoa, Chordata, Aves, Galliformes, Phasianidae. The transcript is spliced from 6 exons. Bases 30 to 1538 code for a protein of 502 amino acids. The record is from RefSeq and is a predicted model, not a curated record. Gene Ontology annotation, molecular function: prenylcysteine oxidase activity. Gene Ontology annotation, biological process: prenylated protein catabolic process; prenylcysteine catabolic process.